Molecule: messenger RNA, 1197 nt
Organism: Oncorhynchus kisutch (coho salmon)
Lineage: Eukaryota; Metazoa; Chordata; Actinopteri; Salmoniformes; Salmonidae
Product: cathepsin L1-like
Exons: 8
Coding region: 117-1133 (338 amino acids)
Biological process (GO): proteolysis
Molecular function (GO): cysteine-type peptidase activity
Source: RefSeq, a predicted model, not a curated record
CUAUAGGACAUAUAGCUGGCUGUAUAAAGUGUCGUGUCUUGUUCACUGACUACACAACAACAGCAGCAGAAAUCAUCACCCUGCUACUGCAAAUUGACGGGAAAAACUGUUUGACCAUGAUGUCCCUGUACUUGGCAGUGUUGGUGCUCUGUAUGAGUGCUGUGUUUGCGGCCCCUAUGUUUGACUCUCAGUUGGAGGGCCACUGGCACUUGUGGAAGAACUGGCACAGCAAGAACUACCAUGAGAGCGAGGAGGGCUGGAGAAGGAUGGUUUGGGAAAAGAACCUGAAAAAGAUUGAGAUGCACAACCUGGACCACUCUAUGGGAAAACUCUCCUAUCGUCUGGGCAUGAACCAAUUUGGUGACAUGACCAACGAAGAGUUCGGGCAGCUCAUGAACGGCUACAAGCAGACGACUGAGAGGAAGUACAAGGGCUCUCUUUUCAUGGAACCCAAUUACCUGCAGGCCCCUGAAGCCGUGGACUGGAGAGAGAAGGGCUACGUCACUCCCAUCAAGAACCAGUGCUCAUGUGGGUCUUGCUGGGCGUUCAGUUCCACCGGAGCCAUAGAGGGCCAGCAAUUCAGGAAGACUGGCAAUCUGGUGUCUCUGAGUGAACAGAACUUGAUGGACUGCUCCAGACCCCAGGGCAACGAGGGCUGUAAUGGGGGUCUCAUGGACUUGGCGUUCCAGUAUGUAAAGGACAACGGCGGCCUGGACACAGAGGCGUCCUACCCCUAUGUGGGCAAGGAUGAUGAUAUUUGCCACUACCGACCAGAGUUCAGUGCUGUCAAUGAAACUGGCUUUGUGGACAUCCCCAGUGGCAAAGAACACGCUCUGAUGACGGCUGUGGCGUCUGUCGGCCCCAUCGCUGUCGCCAUCGAUGCCAGCCACGAAUCCUUUCAGUUCUACCAGUCUGGGAUCUAUUAUGAGGAGAAGUGCAGCAGUGAGGAGCUUGACCAUGGAGUUCUGGUGGUGGGAUACGGUUUUGAAGGAGAGGAUGUAGAUGGCAAGAAAUUCUGGAUUGUCAAGAACAGCUGGAGCGAGAAAUGGGGAGACAAAGGCUACAUCUACAUGGCCAAAGACAGGAAGAACCACUGUGGCAUCGCCACGGCAGCCAGCUACCCACUGGUCUAGUGUUCUGUAAGUUCUCGAACACUAGACCCAGAGUUUUAGUUUUAGAGAUGUUUGACGAAUGUUC